UACCAAAAAUUGUUUAUCAACAUCGUUUCACAUAAUCAAAUUAUCGGAAAUAGUCUUUAAUACAAAAGACCUAAUCUAUUCUCUCUUUCGCGAGCCUGAUCUGGUCAGUAAUUUAGUUAAUCAAUGAAGGCUAAUCAAAGGCCGACACCGGAGCUUACCUGAAGGAGUUCACACCGAGGUUCUCUCCGCCCGACGUUACACACGAAUACACUCUUCGAUGUGAAAGACGGCGGAGCAGUCUCGCCUGUUAGAGGAAUUCUGAAAAUAUCUCCAGGAAGAAUGGCUGGGCUGGAGCUAAUCUUGUGUCUGCUGGUGGUCAGCAUCUUGUGGGGAGUGACUAACCCACUGCUGAAGCGGGCAAGUGUUGGUAUUGAGGAUAUACAAAUGUCAAAUCCUCUUUUGCAGACCUUGUAUGAAGUGAAGUUCCUUGCCAGUCGGUUUAGUUAUGUGUUUCCAUUCCUGCUGAACCAACUAGGCAGUGUGCUCUUUGUGUAUCUGCUUGGUGCAGCAGACCUGUCUCUUGCAGUCCCUAUAAGUAACAGUCUUACUUUCCUUGUUACUACUGUAGCAGGCCACUGUCUAGGGGAGGAGACGACAAGUAGAAUGACUUGGGUUGGAGCAGGUUUAGUGUGUGCUGGUGUUACAUUGUGUGUAGCAGAUAAAGCUCAGUAGUAGAAUGGUUGUGAUUCUUGUGUACAUAUUGUCAAAAGUGAAGUUUAAAGUAUAGAAAUGUUUGGCAGAUAUGAAUGUAGGUUGUAAUAGAUUUAGAUAUAAAAAAAAGUAGAAAGAUGGUGCUGGUGUAAAAAUAUGAGUAGGGACUGGCUAGUACAAGAAAAGAAAUUAGUGAACUAAUUACUGUUCAAGGGACUGAAAUUUUGUUUAAGAAUUUUUGAAACUGAUAAUUUUAUUAACAUUUUGUUGAUUUAUUUGAAAUGCAAUAAUUUCAGGGAAAAAGACAUUUGUAUUUAAUUAGAUAUUUUUAUGUAAAGGAAAGAAAGUUACUUUCAGUCCCAAAUGUGUGAAAAACAAUAUAUUCAUUAUUUGUUAUUACUUUGUUGAUGAAUCAUGUAAUAUGUUGCAUUUAGUGUUUGGUGAAUAGUUGAUGUUUGUGAUAUGGAUUAUCUGUGAACUCCUCCUGUUUGGUGUUUCAAUAUGUGUAAUAUUAUUUGGUAUAACAUGUUACACAUUGUGUUUGUAUCUUGUUAAGCAUAAUAAGUAAUAAGUGUUUUGCUCUAAGCACACCAUUUGAUUCUCAUGAUGUUAUUUAUUAUUUAAGCCUUUGUACAUUGCUAUAUUUUGUUAUAAUACUCAAUGAAGUUAUAUUGUUGAUCCAACAGAAUAUAUUUCACAGUAAAGUGGAUAAAUAAGGGUGGUUUUGUCAACAUGAUUGUUGUUAAAUAAAUGGUAUCAGAUGAAA
Molecule: messenger RNA, 1417 nt
Organism: Penaeus monodon (black tiger shrimp)
Lineage: Eukaryota; Metazoa; Arthropoda; Malacostraca; Decapoda; Penaeidae
Product: transmembrane protein 234 homolog
Exons: 3
Coding region: 280-672 (130 amino acids)
Source: RefSeq, a predicted model, not a curated record